This is a messenger RNA of Opisthocomus hoazin, 1011 nucleotides long. The record is from RefSeq and is a predicted model, not a curated record. Lineage: Eukaryota; Metazoa; Chordata; Aves; Opisthocomiformes; Opisthocomidae.
AUGAAGAGCCAUGUGCUUCUUGAGACCUGCCAGUUAAGUGUUGCGAUUUUUGGGCCCUAUCUGAUGGAGCUGCUAAAGGGAUUGCCAUGGCGCCGUGCUUUCCUGGCUGUUAUCCUGAACCUGCUGGCUCUCAGCCUCUCCACCACUGCCUUGCUCAGCAGCUACUGGUGCACCGGGACCCAGAAAGUGCCCAAGCCUUUGUGUGGGAAAAGUAAAGCCACCAAGUGCAUCGGUGUCCCCAUGCCGCCUGACGCAGGUGCUAGCAAUGUUUCAUCCCAGGAUGUGGUGCACUACAGCUGGGAGACCGGGGAUGACCGCUUUGCCUUCAGAUACUUCCACACGGGGAUGUGGCUUUCCUGUGAAGAGAGCAUGGAAGGGCCAGAAGAGAAAUGCCGUAGUUUUAUUGAGCUUUCACCACCAGCAGAGAGAGGAAUCCUGUGGUUGUCGCUGGGAUCUGAGAUGCUGUACAUCAGCUUGCUGCUCAUCAGUUUCAUCCUCCUGAUGGUGGAAAUGCUGCAUACUGGCAAUCCUGUAUGUGGAUUGAAGCUCAACGCCUUUGCUGCUGUCUCCUCGGUGCUGUCAGGUCUCCUUGGGAUGGUGGCACACAUGAUGUACACUCAAGUCUUCCAGGCAACAGUUAGUCUGGGACCAGAAGAUUGGAGACCGCACUCAUGGGACUACGGCUGGGCAUUCUACACGGCCUGGGCCUCCUUCACCUGCUGCAUGGCCUCUGCUGUCACCACUCUCAAUACCUACACCAAGACGGUACUGGAGUUCAAAAGGAACCACAUUAAGGGCUACAAUGGGAGCCUCAAGGAUCAGCCUCAGCACCACCAGUGCUUCAUACAGCAGCAGAUAAGCGGCUACUACGACCCCCAAGACAAGCCCCUCCAUUCAGUCUCUGAGGGAGUCGAUUUCUACUCUGAGCUGCAGCAGAAAGUGCUACAGCGGGAACCAGAGCUGGAGCUGGAUGAGGUUUUGGGACAGACGACUGGGGAGGAUCGCUGUUAG